CCCCCCACCACUCCCGUUUUCACACUACACACUCCAAGCAGCUCAUACCAACACAACCUAGGUGUACGCCAAGUGCCUGGAACGGACUGGCAACGGCCCUACUAAAGCAAUUGAUAUUUCUGGGCUGUCGCGAUUGUCUUAUACUCCCAGGCGCAACUACCGACGCCAUGCCUUCAGCAGCCACCCCCGCCAUUUCAAAGGCUGGCAUCACCACAUCGGCCACUGGUGAACGCCAUAUUCCGUCCUCUGUUCGCCCAGAUGGCUCCAUACGCAAAGAAAUCCGAGUUCGUCCAGGUUACCGCCCACCCGAGGAUGUUGAACUUUACAAGAACCGUACUGCUGAGGGAUUUCGAAACCGAGGCAAGGGCGGCGUACCAGGUGCUGAGACUAUCACCAAAGAGGAUGAGACCAGCAAACUGGGCCCUGCUGCAAACAAAAAUGCCAAGCGCAGGGAAGCUAGGAAGAAGGCAGCAGCUUCUGCAAGCGACAGCAAGGAAGAACAGAAGCCUGGUUCCACCGAGAACAAGGACAAGGAGGAGGCGAACCCGGAGCCUGAGAAAGUCGUUGAUCCCGAAGCAGAAAAAGAGAAGGAAGCCAAGAAGCUCGCAAAGAAGUUGAGACAGGCUCGUGAACUCAAGGACAAGAAGGAAAAAGGCGACAAGUUACUUCCGGAGCAGUUUGAGAAGGUCAUCAAGAUCAACGAGCUAAUCCGCCAACUGGACACCCUUGGGUUCGACCCACAGGGAGAGAGGAAGAAGAGCGAGACUUGAAGCAAGUCACGCGAGCUGCUUCUUCGAAUACUUGUAUGGCCACCCCAGGUCUGUUGAAACCCAAUACUCUCGCGGAUUCGCAUAACCACAUCUGGGAACCCGUGCAAU
Bipolaris sorokiniana ND90Pr is the source of this 878-nucleotide messenger RNA. RefSeq lists its product as uncharacterized. Gene Ontology annotation, molecular function: RNA binding. The coding region runs from base 168 to 770 and encodes 200 amino acids. Gene Ontology annotation, cellular component: cytoplasm; exon-exon junction complex. NCBI's taxonomy places the organism in Eukaryota, Fungi, Ascomycota, Dothideomycetes, Pleosporales, Pleosporaceae. The transcript has a single exon. Gene Ontology annotation, biological process: exon-exon junction complex disassembly. The record is from RefSeq and is a predicted model, not a curated record.